AUGGCUCAGUGUAAAAACCUUGUUGUUAGUUUGCUUGAGGAAAGGUAUGCGCAACCAUCCUUUGACUAUAAGAAGCGUCAAAAUGUUAGGAAAAAACUGAAACUGAUACGAAUAACAGGACUUUUCCUGGGAAUUAUGGCCAUUAGCACACUCUCUCUUUCAGUUAGUGCCUUUUUCAAGUUGGAACCUUAUAAUAGAGAAAUGACAAACAAUCUAGGUAGCCAAAAGUCAAUGCAUACAUAUCAAAGAACUCUUUUGAACGUUUGGGACCAGAAUCAAAAUGGUACUCUAGAUCCACCUGUUUUUAUGAAACGUGAUCACAACCGUUCCAAAGGAGAAUAUCCAACAGAUCUUUUUUCUCUUGAAGAAAGAAGAAGGGGUGCUGUACUCCUACAUAUUUGUGGAAUGAUUUACAUGUUCAUAGCCUUAGCCCUUGUCUGUGAUGAGUUCUUUGUUCCUUCAUUGACAGUCAUCACAGAAAAACUGGAGAUUUCCGAUGAUGUGGCUGGGGCAACAUUCAUGGCUGCUGGUGGCUCAGCUCCAGAGCUUUUUACUUCUCUAAUAGGAGUCUUUAUAUCUCACAGCAAUGUUGGCAUUGGGACAAUAGUUGGAUCUGCAGUAUUUAAUAUCCUGUUUGUUAUUGGGAUGUGUGCUUUAUUUUCUAAAGAGGUACUGCACCUUACUUGGUGGCCACUCUUUCGGGAUGUGUCUUUUUAUAUCAUGGACUUGAUAUUGCUAAUCGUCUUCUUUUUGGAUAACUCAAUUAUGUGGUGGGAAAGCUUAACGCUUCUGAGUGCUUAUAUUACCUAUGUGACUUUCAUGAAAUUCAAUGUGCAAGUUGAAGAGCGGGUAAGAUGGCUGCUAACCAGGAACAAAGUGGAGAAAGUAACAGAAACUGAAGGAAAGCUGCCCACAUUUGGGGACAAGGAUGAUCUGACGCUGACGACUAAGCCACGUCUCCAGCGGGGUGGCAGUUCUGCAUCUUUGCACAAUAGUCUAAUGAGGAACAGCAUUUUCCAGCUCAUGAUUCAUACCCUUGACCCACUUGCAGAAGAGCUUGGAUCAUAUGGAAAGCUAAUGUAUUAUGAAACAAUGACUGAAGAAGGAAAGUUCAGAGAAAGGGCAUCCAUUCUUCAUAAGAUGGCCAAAAAGUGUCAGGUGGAGGAUGGUGAAAAACGGAAUGGAAAUGCUAGUCACAUUGGUAGCACGAAAGUUGAAGUUGAAGUGACACCGCCAAAUGAUGCUUCAGAACCAAUGCAAAAUGGGAGCGCCUUUGCAGCAGAUGAGGAAGAACAGGAAGAUGACGAGCCGCUAAGCCUGGCCUGGCCAGAUACCACACGUAAACGGCUCACCUACCUAGCAAUUCUUCCUAUUGUUUUGCCAUUAUGGAUUACCCUACCUGAUGUCAGAAAUGAAAAAUCAAAGAGAUUCUUUCCCGUCACCUUUUUUGGAUCGAUCUCUUGGAUAGCAAUAUUUUCUUAUUUAAUGGUCUGGUGGGCUCAUCAGGUUGGAGAGACUAUUGGCAUCAGUGAAGAAAUCAUGGGCUUGACUAUCUUAGCUGCCGGCACUUCCAUCCCUGACCUAAUUACCAGUGUUAUUGUGGCCCGAAAGGGGCUGGGGGACAUGGCAGUGUCAAGUUCAGUGGGAAGCAACAUCUUUGACAUCACAGUUGGCCUUCCUCUCCCAUGGCUCCUCUUUGCCACGUUUAACAACUUUGUCCCAGUGAAAGUGAGCAGCAAUGGGCUGUUCUGUGCUAUCGUCCUCCUCUUCAUCAUGCUGCUCUUCGUCAUCAUCUCUAUUGCAUUCAGCAAGUGGAAAAUGAACAAAAUCCUGGGUUUCACCAUGUUUGGGCUUUACUUCCUGUUCCUGAUUGUCAGUGUCCUUCUGGAAGACAGGAUCAUCAUGUGCCCUGUGACCAUCUAAUUGGAAGGAGGUGCUGUUCUUGAACAGCAGCAGAAAAAGAACACAUCAACAACCCAAAUCUAGAAAUAAACAAUAAAUACAAUGCAAAGCAGCAGCUUUAGAACCCUCUAAUUUAAAACAGUGGAGAGAAAAGUGACGGGUGUCAGAUAGGGACAAGCUCAACAGAUACGUUCACCACUAGUGAACAAGUAAUUGUCUGUGCAGACUGAGACGAGGGGGGGUGGGAUCCCAGUACUUAUUGUCUGGAGGUAUUGUGCAUGUGUUGUAUAAGAGUAAGCUUUUAUAUAUGCUACACGUACGAUCUGUCUCCAUAUACCUUUCUCUCUUUUAAUGUUAAUGUACCCAUGCCGCACAAAGAGAGAGCAAUAUAUAUAUAUAUAAAAAUAUACAGGAAAAUGAUAAUAUCCAUUUUCUGGAGACACAAAUCCUCCUAGUUGGGAUUUUAUCUGUGACAAACAAUGGAAGGCACGGAUAGCAUUGGCAUGAACUGAAUAACAGAACACUGCAGUGAAUCGGUCAAGGGCAGCUUGGCCGUGAUGUGGACAUCCCACUGGAGGUUUCAAGAAGCACGCAGAAUUUUUUUUAGAACAUGAUGUUGCCGCUUGUUUUGGUUCUUUACAAUGUCAGAGACUGAGAACCAAGGGAGAUGAUAACCAGUAUGGGGCAAUUUUAUUUUUUAAAAAAUAUGUAGCUCAGAUGCUGGCAUGUCUUACAUUUUCAAGAUUUAGGCCCUGUUCCAACUGGUAUGUUCAUCACCACAUUACUGCCAUAUCCAGUGAUGAUAUGCACAAUAGGAAGCCAGUGUCGGUCAAACAUCACAGGCAGAAGUUUCAUGUUGCCUCGGAUAUAGUAUUAUUUUAAUGGAAGGAGUUCAUACUACCUCCAGUCUGAGACUAAACAGGGAACUUGGGGUACUGUUUCUGACCAGAAAUACAAAUCCACACCCCUAGUUCACACAUUCAGCUCUGCGUCAACUGAUGAGUAAUGAUGUACAUGAACAGGCUGACUGAAGAAGGCAUAUGAGAUGAUCACAGGUAAAACUCACACUGAGGAUUUGUAGACUCUGUUGUCAUCUCGACAUUUAAAUAGAGAAAACAGCUAUACGAAAAUACUCUUUUAAAUAGUAUUGCUAUACUGUAAGGGUAUUAAAGUCAUUUUAAGCGAUAUGUCCAUUAGUGCUUUUGCCUUGUAGUAUGAAAAAAGGCUGAAUUGGCUUCUGUGUAGCUUUUAAAGUAGAAUUUCAAAACUAUCAUGUAAAAGCGGCAUGAACAUAGAAGUGGAUACAUUUCAGAAGUAAUUUUCUUUUAUUAUCUUGCAACACAAAGCUUCUGUGUGAUCCCUGGCUUGCUUCCUUUGUUUUGAGAAUAACUUUGGGAAAGAUGAAAUGUGUU
Eublepharis macularius is the source of this 3314-nucleotide messenger RNA. It is a transcript of the gene SLC24A2, whose product is annotated as solute carrier family 24 member 2. The coding region runs from base 1 to 1923 and encodes 640 amino acids. The record is from RefSeq and is a predicted model, not a curated record. Gene Ontology annotation, molecular function: calcium, potassium:sodium antiporter activity; calcium channel activity. Gene Ontology annotation, cellular component: membrane. The transcript is spliced from 11 exons. NCBI's taxonomy places the organism in Eukaryota, Metazoa, Chordata, Lepidosauria, Squamata, Eublepharidae. Gene Ontology annotation, biological process: long-term synaptic depression; calcium ion transmembrane transport; intracellular calcium ion homeostasis.